AAAAAACUAUGAACAAAUGGUAAACAUCAGACUGUCAAUUAGACAUAGUAUUUUUGAAUAAUGCCUUAUAAUCCUACAUGUGACAAGAUUAAAUAAAUUAAAGGUUAAAGCUGAAUAAGCCAUUGAGUUUAAGCACAUUAAAUAAACUUACAUACAGUAAAAACGGGGGGGGAAAAAACUUCAUCAAACGAAUGAGAGUAAAGCUCAUCUUUAGCCGUGUUUAGGGAUCUAAAUGGAUUUCUAAUAGCGGCUGUGUGGAUCAGUGUCUCCCCCUGGUGGACACAGAAUAGAUAAAGCUGGCAUUAGUCAGCCAGCGGGUCAAAAGGACAGGGAGGGAGACGCGUGAGGUCGUGACUUUAUUAAAUCACAAUCUUUACUUUUGUUUUUAACACUGGAGAUUUUUAUUGACCUGUCAGAAUGAGAGAUGCGCUUCAUCCCAGAUCAGUUCGCUGUAAAACCUGAAAAAUAUUUGAAGUACCAAAAAAAGUAUCAUACAAAUCAUACCAAACAGCCCACGUUGUUCAUAUUUUCCACAGUAAAACUGACUUUGUGAUCUUUUUGGUAGCGGCUCUUUCUCUGUGUCAAGGAAUUUGAAGUCUAGCAGUAAAAUAGUGCUGAAGCACACAUCCCACGGUGCAGCGGGCAGCUGUGGCCUGUCAGCAGAUGAGUAGCUAUAACCCUUCUAAAAACAUGUCCAGUAGCCACAUGUCUUUUACAUAUGCUACAUAAACAUCUCCACUGAGACAUUUUCUAAAAGAAGAAAAACAGUGAAAACCAGUAAACCGUGCGUGUCUUGCUUUGCAUAACCGCAGUGUUAACGCUGCUGGAUGCUGAACAUUCUGUACUCUGUCUCAAUGCUGUGGUUCAACAAAUCAGCUGAAUCAGUCUUCUUUCUCCACAUCUUAACUCUCUGUGUCUUUUGCCAGUCUAUUUUGUGGUAUGAAGGUGUUUAGCUGAAAGGUAAUUGUAACUCAAAGUGUCCCAAUAUGAUAAAAAGGAAGCAGGGGAAGGAAGACGUUCCACUUCUGCUUUCCACUGACCAAAAAAAGAAAAAAGAAAAAAACGCCCCAGGGAUGUACAGAGUGAGUUCUUGCUCCUGUCCUCAGACUGUACUCUACAAUUUCAUGACUUACUGGCUGAUUUAAACUAUGGGAAGGUGGAUUAUCAUUAUUCUGGGAUUAAUUCCAGGUGUCUGGAGUGGAAGAUGGGGAGUGACCUAUGAAAACCAGUGCGCUCUAAGAGGGACGUCAGUAGAUUUGAAGUGCAAGUACGGCUAUACUUCAGGGAAUUUGGUCACCAGGGUCAGCUGGUCUAAAGCCCAGCAGGUCUCUAACGGAUGGGUUCAGGUUCCCCUCUCACAACUCCCUUCAUUGCCAAACCACUUUACAUACAUUGGCGAUUACCACGGCAACUGCGACCUGAGGAUCAAUAAUGUUCAGCCUUCAGAUCAAGGAGCAUAUUAUUUCAAAUUUGCCGGAACAUUUGGGGGAUGGACAAGUGACACAUACGCUUUCUUGACUGUGAGAGAGCUGACCACAGUGGUGGAGCCGAGCAUUGCCAGGGAGGGGGACGCUGUCAAGAUGACCUGCAUGUCGGGCUGUCCUGAAACUAAAAAGAUCAGCUGGUUCAAAGAUGGGCGACUUGUUUGGAGGCCACAGUUCCAGGCCAGGAGAGAGGAUGCUGGGAGCUACUACUGCGCCAUCCAGGGAGAGGAGACGGUCCGGUCGGCCUCUGUUGCUCUGACUGUUCACUAUCAGCCGACGAAUGUUUCAGUUUCAGUGAAUCCAGAGCAUAUUGUUGCGGGCAGCGGCGUCAAUCUAACCUGCGUCAGCGAUGCGAACCCUGCAGCAGACAACUACACCUGGUACAAAAGGGCAGAACCGACCGACUCCCACUCCCAGGUCCAUGUGGGCUCAGGACAGGUGCUGUCCCUUCACUCCAUGGAGUCGUCCCACAGCGGCCUUUACGUCUGCUAUGUGAGGAACAGCCUUGGAGAGGGCAACUCAACCGAGGUGGUCCUGGCCAUGGCAGCAGGGCAGAAUGGCAGCCAGUCCCUUCCCAUCUUAGCUGGAGUUGGACUACUUCUUUUAGUGGCGUUAGUUGCCGUGCUGCUUUUGUUCUGGAGGAAACAGAAGUCUGAGGCGGACAAAAAAACUCAUUUAGUCUCCAGACUCCAUGGAAGAGCAUCAAACCCUGAAGAACCGACAGAAACUGUUUAUUCCAACAUUCACAUGCCUCCAUCUUCUCCUCCACCCGCCUCUGACCCCUACAGCCCUCCAGCUUCACGCGGGAAAAAUACUCCUAAAUCUUCUGAGGCUGAGAUUAUCUACACCACAGUGACAAUCAAACCCAGAGACCGGAGAGCAGCACAACACGAAAACUCCUGGUCUAAAGGCAGAGAAGACGACAGCUCUGUGAUCUACUCCUCGGUCGUCAAAUCCAGCAGAUGAUUCGUCUCCUGACAACAUCUUUGUUUUAAAAUACAUGCUCAACACGUUUCGGGAGAAAGAGGCAUUAAAAGCUAAAGAAUUCAGAAUUUUAGUCAAAUAUAGUUUUUAUUUAUUUCUUUUAAUAUUAAAUUUGGUGAUUAAAAAAACUGUUGCUAAAACUGUUAAAACUAUAUUGUGAUUAAAAAAAACAUUUUUAUCUCAUUUUUGGACAGCAUGAACCACAUCAUGUCCAUUCUGCACACCUGUAAAUAUUGUAUUUGAAAAUAAAUCAUAUUUAUUGUGA
Messenger RNA from Xiphophorus maculatus (southern platyfish), 2733 nucleotides. RefSeq names its product B-cell receptor CD22-like. Bases 1149 to 2450 code for a protein of 433 amino acids. The record is from RefSeq and is a predicted model, not a curated record. The transcript has 9 exons. Lineage: Eukaryota; Metazoa; Chordata; Actinopteri; Cyprinodontiformes; Poeciliidae.